Didymosphaeria variabile is the source of this 570-nucleotide messenger RNA. RefSeq lists its product as uncharacterized. The record is from RefSeq and is a predicted model, not a curated record. The transcript has 2 exons. Gene Ontology annotation, molecular function: oxidoreductase activity. NCBI's taxonomy places the organism in Eukaryota, Fungi, Ascomycota, Dothideomycetes, Pleosporales, Didymosphaeriaceae. The coding region runs from base 1 to 570 and encodes 189 amino acids.
AUGCACAUCCCGAUCAUUUUUCCUCUCCUCUCCCUUCUCCCUCUCACCACGGCCUUCCCUUCCUCUCCCUACAACACAUCAACGUGCACCCGUACUACUCCUGACUACACCAACUGCUCCCCCUUGCAAGGCUCCAACUCCUCCUCAGCUAAGCAAUGCCCGCACCACUACACGUUCCCCGAGUUCGCACCCGGCACAGGAUCCAACCGCCAGCCGUACUUCCGUUUCCUGAUUCUCUUCAAGUUGAACCCGGAUCUAUGCGAAGAGCAGGCGCACGAGCACUGGCAGACCGUACAUGCGGAUUUGACACUUGCGGCAAAGAAUACAGGCGUAUUGAUCGAGAGAUAUGUGCAAUUUCACGCCGAUCAAGAGCACAAAGAUGCAAUCCAGAGUCUCGUGGAUACAGCGAGUGUGGAGGUUGCACCGUAUGAUGGGAUUGCAGAAUUCCAUGCUAAAGACGCUGCAUCGGUCCUGAAGUUCAUUGACAAUGCUUUCGGAGAUGAUCAGAUUGUGAGGGAUCAGGGGUAUUUUGUGAAUGAGGGGGAUGAAGUUGCAGGUUAUGGCUGGUAA